Molecule: messenger RNA, 1020 nt
Organism: Mytilinidion resinicola
Lineage: Eukaryota; Fungi; Ascomycota; Dothideomycetes; Mytilinidiales; Mytilinidiaceae
Exons: 1
Coding region: 1-1020 (339 amino acids)
Source: RefSeq, a predicted model, not a curated record
AUGUUUCUUUGUUUCCCCUCAUGCCGCAGCCCACUACCUGACGCCAGCCCGGCCGACUCACAGCAACCCAAGUUCGCCCUGGGCUCGAUCGCCGGCCUCCACCGACUGUUCCUGGCACCCGUCCAGUCUGGCGGAUCGCUUCCCCGGACCCACCCACGCUCUCCUAGCAUCAGAAUAGCUGCAUGCGCUGCCGGGAAGAGGGCGUCCACAGCCCAGGCGGUGACAGGGCAGCUAACGGAGCGACCGGCUCUCGCGCAGGGCUUUCGCGCGGCAUCCAGCAUCGCAGAUGCCUCAUCGCCAACGGGACCGAGCGAAGAGAGGGGCACCGUUCAGGCUCUCCGCCGGCACAGCUUCGCUGGCAAGCCCCGCUCCCUUAGGCCACGGGGAUCUAGGGAGCAGUACCUAGGGCUCCAAGCAUCCUUCGCAUGGGGCAAGCGGCGGGAUGAAGUCAAUAUCCUGCGCAGGCCCGCUCGCCGACGGGCCCUUCACCACUCUCUGGCCCGCGGCACGACGUGUUUGCAACCCCUUCGUCUGCAUCCGUCCCUCUCGCGCAGCGGCAGCCGGUCCACCACAUGGGCAGAUUGCCGCUAUCGGUGCAUGGCUUUCUUCUGCUUCUUCACCCCCGCGCUAGAACGUUCCGCGGAGCUCGAGAAAGGAGGUCCGCCUCACACGCCUCAUUCGGUUUCAGAUGAUGUGCCCACCACACGAACGAUGGGGGCAGAUCUCUGGAUAGCCUCGAGUAAUGCACAUACACAUAGUUUUUAUGCUGAGACAAUUGAGACAACCACAACUAUCCUCCUGCCCUUCGCAGCCAUCCCACGCCGCACGCGGUUUCCACGUGUGCCGUCCCGUCGACCGCCUCCGCGACUCCAAGCCAUCGCCUUCGCGGCCUGUCUGCUGGGCUCAGGGCUGUUCUUCCGACCCACGUCCUUGGAGAUUGGCUUCUUCCGUUUGACGCCACCGUCACAAGCUGCUGCUGCCGCUUCCACGCGAAACUUUAUGCGUGAAUUGCCAUCAUGA